CGUGGCGAAGCCAAGCGGGCAGCGCUGCUCUGGUGCCGGCUACCGAAUUGCAGGCCUAAUCGAUGCAUUUUUCUGAGUGAGUCGGUGGCUCCCCCACCCACCUCGUCCGCUCUCUCCUCCUCCUCCUCUUCCUCUCUGGUCUCCUCCCUCCUCCGGGCUAGGUUGCAAAUGGCUUCGUUCCCCGAGACCGAUUUCCAGAUCUGCUUGCUGUGCAAGGAGAUGUGCGGCUCGCCGGCGCCGCUCUCCUCCAACUCGUCCGCGUCGUCGUCGUCCUCGCAGACGUCCACGUCGUCGGGGGGCGGCGGCGGGGGCCCUGGGGCGGCGGCGCGCCGCCUACACGUCCUACCCUGCCUGCACGCCUUCUGCCGCCCCUGCCUCGAGGCGCACCGGCUGCCGGCGGCGGGCGGCGGCGCGCCUGGAGAGCCGCUCAAGCUGCGCUGUCCGGUGUGCGACCAGAAAGUAGUGCUAACAGAGGCGGCGGGCAUGGACGCGCUGCCUUCGUCCGCCUUCCUGCUCAGCAACCUGCUUGACGCGGUGGUGGCCACUGCCGACGAGCCGCCGCCCAAGAACGGGCGCGCCGGCGCUCCGGCGGGCGCCGGCGGCCACAGCAACCACCGGCACCACGGUCACCACGCGCACCCGCGCGCGUCCGCCCCCGCACCGCCACUCCCGCAGGCACCGCAGCCGCCCGCGGCUUCCCGCUCGGCACCCGGCGGCCCGGCCGCUUCCCCGUCGGCGUUGCUGCUGCGCCGGCCUCACGGCUGCAGCUCGUGCGAUGAGGGCAACGCAGCUUCCUCGCGCUGCCUCGAUUGCCAGGAGCACCUGUGCGACAACUGCGUCCGAGCGCACCAGCGCGUGCGCCUCACCAAGGACCACUACAUCGAGCGCGGCCCGCCGGGUCCCGGUGCCGCGGCAGCGGCGCAGCAGCUGGGGCUCGGGCCGCCCUUUCCCGGCCCGCCCUUCUCCAUCCUCUCAGUGUUUCCCGAGCGCCUCGGCUUCUGCCAGCACCACGACGACGAGGUGCUGCACCUGUACUGUGACACUUGCUCUGUGCCCAUCUGUCGCGAGUGCACAAUGGGCCGGCACGGGGGUCACAGCUUCGUCUACCUCCAGGAGGCGCUGCAGGACUCACGGGCACUCACCAUCCAGCUGCUGGCAGAUGCCCAGCAGGGACGACAGGCAAUCCAGCUAAGCAUCGAGCAGGCCCAGACGGUGGCGGAACAGGUGGAGAUGAAGGCGAAGGUUGUGCAGUCGGAGGUCAAAGCGGUGACUGCGAGGCAUAAGAAAGCCCUGGAGGAGCGCGAGUGCGAGCUGCUGUGGAAGGUAGAAAAGAUCCGCCAGGUGAAAGCCAAGUCUCUGUACCUGCAGGUGGAGAAGCUGCGGCAAAACCUCAACAAGCUUGAGAGCACCAUCAGUGCCGUGCAGCAGGUCCUGGAGGAGGGUAGAGCGCUAGACAUCCUGCUGGCCCGAGACCGGAUGCUGGCCCAGGUGCAGGAGCUGAAGACCGUGCGGAGCCUCCUGCAGCCCCAGGAAGAUGACCGAGUCAUGUUCACACCCCCUGAUCAGGCACUGUACCUUGCCAUCAAGUCUUUUGGCUUUGUUAGCAGCGGGGCCUUUGCACCACUCACCAAGGCCACGGGCGACGGCCUCAAGCGCGCCCUCCAGGGUAAGGUGGCCUCCUUCACAGUCAUUGGUUAUGACCACGAUGGUGAGCCCCGUCUCUCAGGAGGUGACCUGAUGUCAGCUGUGGUCCUGGGCCCUGAUGGCAACCUGUUUGGUGCAGAGGUGAGCGAUCAGCAGAAUGGGACAUACGUGGUGAGUUACCGGCCCCAGCUGGAGGGUGAGCACCUGGUAUCUGUGACACUGUGCAACCAGCACAUUGAGAACAGCCCUUUCAAGGUGGUGGUCAAGUCAGGCCGCAGCUACGUGGGCAUUGGGCUCCCGGGCCUGAGCUUCGGCAGUGAGGGUGACAGCGAUGGCAAGCUGUGCCGCCCUUGGGGCGUGAGUGUAGACAAGGAGGGCUACAUCAUUGUGGCCGACCGCAGCAACAACCGCAUCCAGGUAUUCAAGCCCUGUGGCGCCUUCCAUCACAAAUUCGGCACCCUGGGCUCCCGGCCUGGGCAGUUCGACCGACCAGCCGGGGUGGCCUGUGACGCCUCACGCAGGAUCGUGGUGGCUGACAAGGACAAUCAUCGCAUCCAGAUCUUCACCUUCGAGGGCCAGUUCCUCCUCAAGUUUGGUGAGAAAGGAACCAAGAACGGGCAGUUCAACUAUCCUUGGGAUGUGGCGGUGAAUUCUGAGGGCAAGAUCCUGGUCUCAGACACGAGGAACCACCGGAUCCAGCUGUUUGGGCCUGAUGGUGUCUUCCUAAAUAAGUAUGGCUUCGAGGGGGCUCUCUGGAAGCACUUUGACUCCCCGCGGGGUGUGGCCUUCAACCAUGAGGGCCACUUGGUGGUCACCGACUUCAACAACCACCGGCUCCUGGUUAUUCACCCUGACUGCCAGUCGGCACGCUUUCUGGGCUCGGAGGGCACGGGCAAUGGGCAGUUCUUGCGCCCACAAGGCGUAGCCGUGGACCAGGAAGGGCGCAUCAUUGUGGCAGAUUCCAGGAACCAUCGGGUGCAGAUGUUUGAAUCCAACGGCAGCUUCCUGUGCAAGUUUGGCGCUCAAGGCAGCGGCUUUGGGCAGAUGGACCGCCCUUCUGGCAUCGCCAUCACCCCCGAUGGAAUGAUCGUGGUGGUGGACUUUGGCAACAAUCGAAUCCUAGUCUUCUAAUUGCAUUUCCUAGGUUUCUGUGUUUGGGGUGUGUGUGGGUCUCUCUCUCUCUCUUUCUCUCUCUCUCUCUCUCUUUCUCUCUCUUUUUGAAUUUCAAAGAAGAAACAGUCUCAGGGAAAUUUCUUUUUUCUUUUUUUUUUAAAAGAGAACAAGAAAAGUACAACAUUGCUUAAGUCCUACCUCAUCUUUAUUUUUUUACAGAUGAAUGUACUUAUCUUUUCUGCAGGGAUUGAGCCUGUGAAGUGAUAAUUUCUAUCUACCUCAUAAAUCUUUACAUUUCCUUCUGCAACAGGCCCUCUUCCCUCCUCAGUGGAGUUUGCAUUUCCCUCUUCCCCUGCGUGGGGCAUGAUAUGCACAAGCCUGGCAUCUGUAUGGCUGGGAGGGCACUGGAUGUGUGUGGUGGGGUGUAUUCUGUAGAUUGAGCCAAGGAAACACAAAAAAAACUACUAAGUAAAAAAACAAAAAACUAUAAAACAUGGAAAAAAUAGGAUUUGAAAUGCAUAAUUAUAGAGUUUCUGUGUUCUUGAGAAUACUGUGUUUAUAUGGGGUUAGAUUAUGUUGUGUCGUUUUGAUCUUUUUGGAAAAUCUUCUCUUUUUUUAAAUGCUGCAACAGAGAAAUUUCCUCUGUUCUCCGUUCAUACCUCAGUGUGUUUAACAUCCUCUUCCGCAUCUUUUCUUAAUCUUAGAUGUUGUGGCUGUGGCUUGCUAGCCAAGAAAAGCAGACCCUUCAUGUUUUAGGGUAUAUAAUCUUUGUUUCUUUUAAGGGAGGGUGUGUGUGUGUUUGUUUCAAAGCCAUCUUGCACCCAAGUAGCUGAAAAUGGCACACUGCCUCCCAAAGAACCUCUCCUUUUCACACUUUGGUUUCUUAAAAAAAUAUAUAGAUGGUAGCUCAGGAUUUUUGAUGAAACGUAUUCUCAGAAGUUAAGCUUUCUUAUUUUGCUGUUAGGUUAUAAAGGGUUAAAUGGAAGAAAGAAGGAAAUUAACCGCAUUCUCAGAGAGAGGGUUUUCAGGCAUGGGCUGAUGUGGACAUGAAUGUGGGUGGACAUGUGUGUGCUGAGCCAGUCAGGGAGCACAUUAAAGAACAAGGCACCCCCAAACUAUAGGAACUCCACAGAAAGGGCAGGGUGCGUCCUGACCCGAGAGCGCGUGUUGUUCUGUAGUCCUUGGAGCUUCUUUUCCUAAGAAGAGUAGGCAAAGGAAAGAACUUUCAUUUUACAAGCACAGUUUUUUUCCUGCUUUGAAAGUUCAGGGAAAUAGAAUGUUUGAAAGUCAAAAUAAUACCAACAGCCCAGUCCCGCACCCUCCGCUUGGGUCACUUUUUAUAGGAUUGUUUGCACCCAGGCCAUGCUUUAGGACCUCGUGGUUAACAUGAAUCCCCCCGCCCCCCUCCCCUCAAGGCCUUUAAAUAUAAAGGAUCUAGAAACCAAAUUGUCCAAACCUGCAAUGUCGGAUGUAAUGUCUUUUCUUAAACCUGUAACUCGGUACCAAAGAAUGAAAAUUUACGCCUCCCACUGCAGAACUGUGGGGUAGAAUCUGUGUCACUUUACAGGACUGGUUGGUUGUAAGCUGGACUUGGGUACAAAACUUGUGCUUCUGGGCAUUGUCUGUCUCUCAAGUGCAAAGCAGAUGUAGCUGAUACCCUGCUUGUCAGAAUCCAGUGGGUUCCUGCAUUGCCCCAAAUACUGAAAUAAGAACCAAAUUCUGGAGGAGCCCUCCUCAGGGAAAAGAGGGACUCGCAAACAAACGCCAGUGACUUACAAGGGAGACCUCUUGUUUAAAAAUACUUAGGGAUCAACUUCUGUUCUCUAAGAGAAAUUUCUAUUGCAAAAUGGGUAUAGUUUUAAAUGAACAAAACAGAUUAACAAAUGGAGCAAUUUGUUUCUGUUAUCCCAAUAGAAAAGGAGAUAAUGGGGACAAUGUGACAAGUCAAUCAAGUUGCUUUUCCCGUAUACCUCUUUUGGACAUUUGAUUUACUACUACUACAAGCUACGCUGUCUCUUCCCAUUGCUUUAAUUCUAGGGUUUCUGAGUGACCAAAAUGGGAAGGGAAAAAAAAAGAAACCUCAUUUCACAGAAGAGAACUGCAUGCAAUAAAAGAUUCAAAAGUUAGAAAGUAACUUCAAACUGCUGCUGGCUCCCAGCUGCUGUUACAGGGUGGGAAGGUGUUAAGAAAUCUUGUUUGUUAGAAGCUCCUUUUACUGUAGAAUUUAAUAGCAAAUCCUUCCCCAUUGCCUAUUCAGUUGCCUUUUGGCCAUGAAGCUCUAGGUUCUUUGGUAAAGAGUUAAUAUAAUUAAGCAUUUUUGCUGUUUUCUAUUUUGGAGUAACUUGGUGCUGAUCUUCCCUCACCGCAGCCGCCCAACAAACCACCCUUUAAAUACCAAAGACAACUGGUUUUAAAUGCUUGAAAAAAAUUUUUAUUGAGGAGAUGGAUCUUGAUUAAAAUCCUUUCAUAGUCAUUUUCAUUCCACUCCUUUUCUUUCUAAUUUCCCCAGAUGUAGGAAAAUUUGGGGACCUGAAUGAGAAAUGUUCUUGGUGCGUAACAGUAACUAGAGCUCCUUAUUUGACAUUUUACUAUGAAUGUGAUUCAAAAGCCAAGAUUUUCUCGCUCCAUGGCUGAAAUGAUCAGGUCUUAAUUUACAGACUUAAAAAUUUGCAGGCUUAGAGCAACUAGAAACUAUCCCCUGAAAUAUGUGUGUAGGUCAGAGAUACUACUACCUUUGUCCUCAGUGGUGGUAUAUCUCCUUACCUUUCUGUAUCCAAAAGGGUGCAUGACUGGUAUUUGAGAAACAUGGUCACACUUGGAAAGCUUUUGUUUUUAAAACAUUGGCCGUUUUUGGCUGCCCACGAUUGAGUCCUGACCCAUAGGGAGUGGUGCGAAGCACUUUGGAGAGUUCGUUGUAUGAUGUGAAGUGUUCCAAAUCAAAGGAAGGUGAUAGAAGCCAACAUUUGGCAGUCCCUAGUGUGAAACUGUGAAAAGUACCCGUGUUUAAAUACUUAAUCUCCUGCCCGUGAUGAGGUAAUGCCAGGGUAGCCAGGAGUUGGGUCAAAGAAGGGAGUCUUCAGCCUGAUGGAAAAAAUAAGGUCCUGGGUGUUAGGAGAAUAAAAAGGUUUCUGGGGAGUAAAUGUGACAAUUAGACAGUAGUUCCCAUGGAGGUCUGAUCUGGUCAGGUGGCAAGGGUUGGGUGGGGUAUGAGGUAAGCUCAGUUUCUGUUUGGAGAUGCCCAUUGGGUUUGGAUAUAUAGGUUUGGGUAUUGAGGUGUUUAAAGGAAAUCUAACCCACAGGUAAAAACUACUUUUGCUUGACACUUAACAUUUCAAAAGUGCUAUUUUUGGUCCCGAGAUCUAAUGCUAUCUCAGAACGUGUGCCCUGUUGUGGCUGCAAGUGGCACUCAAGUUGACUAGAACACAGUGACCUGGGCUGUGCCCCAAGUGCACUAACUCCUCAAUGCCCUUUUAAGUCUAACUUACUUGGGAAAACACGUAACAAAGGGUACCAUAAACCGAAUCCACAUUACAUGUUGGGCCAAAAAUGUUGCCAGAAUUGAGGCACUUUGUGAUGGAGUUGCAAGAGAAUAGCUUGAGAUCGGCUCAGUCGGAUUUAUUCUAGUUAAGCCAAAGCUUAAUUAUUUGAGGAGGAAAGUCUCUUAGGCUUGAAGCAGCAAAAUACUGUUUAUAUAUAUGUUGCGUUCCUCAUUGGAAGAUUCUAAGAUUACUCUGUUCUGGUAGGUGGUGAAAGAUAUGCCAAAGUUUUAGGCUCGUUUUUCUGGUUUUAUUUUAUUUUUUAAUCCAGUGGUGCCAAAAAGUAUUUAGGGUCUAUUUAAGGUAUAUUUAAAACAUCACUCUGAAUGAGUUUCCAACAGUCUGGGGCUGUAUAAAAGUCACACUCUUGUACUUGUAGGUGAUGGUGUCACAGGGCCAGGCCUCCAGAGCUCUACGGCUUUCUCUGGCUUUCUGUAGGGCCAAGGGCAUAGGACACAGCAUUCCAGACCACACUGCUUUUGCUGAGUUUCUACCUCACUUGUGGCAAGUCAUCUACCUCAUGUUAGCAUCUGACAGGUCUCAAAAAGAAUAGUAUUAAUCCAGUGGGGAGUGGGUGGGAGUGAGAAGCUACCUCUAAAAGAAAUGUUUCCAUAAAUCUACAACUGAUUUCUCCCAGGAGAAAUGUUCUAUUUACCUUGAAAGAGAAAUGUCAGGCAAAUGUAGUCAUAAAUCCAAGUAGUUCUUCGCAAUCUGGCUUUUCCCCCUCCAAAAGAAUUACGCAUACCGUUACUAUUGUUCAGUAUUAUGAAACUACUGGUUAAUCUGGCCUAUUGGAGGACUUAACUACAAAUAAAGACCUUUAGGUCUCUUUCUCUUCAAGAGAAAAAUAUUUUAUCUGUAUUUCAAAUGUCUGCAAAUAAUACACUUUAGGAGCAAUUCUAAAGGUCUAGUUCUUGGAAACAUCAAAUAUUUGAAGGGAAUGAGAAUCCUCUUGACUUCAUGAUUGUAUUUGUAGCUCUCUGGACCCAGCAGGACAUUCAUCACCAUGAUGUUGCAGCAGUCACUGUUUUGGCUGAGCAGUGACUAUUGAAGUGUGUAUUGCUCUUUUGUUUUGUGUUUUGAUUUUUUUCUACCAAAGGUAACAUGUUGACGGGUUUUUUUUUUCCUUGUUUAUUAAAUACUUGAUAAAGUUGAGAAGCACAUUACCAGGAUAUACUGUAUUGACCUUCCCACCUCUCUUCUGCCCUAAUUUUUGGUUGGUUGGAAGCGAGGAGGGUCCUAAGACCACUGUCAUUAUCAUGAGGGGCUUAUAAAUGUCAUGGUGAAGAAAUACCUCAAUGAUGUCUAUUUUUAAAACUGAUCUUACGGGUUAACAAGCCAGCCUGGUGGGAUGUUUUCCAUCAUCAUUUAACCAAUAAUGGUUCUAAAAGUUUUGUGUAUCCACAUGGUCGUAGACCUCCUUUUAAUGAUUGUAUUAACUUACAAGCUCAGGUAGUAUUUUUCUUAAGACUCUAUCUCAGAGCACACUGACUGAAUGUUGAUGUGUGUAGCAAAGUGUUUACUUUCUUUAAAUAACCAGCUCUGUAACUCUGUAAGUUCUUUGUGUUUCUAGCCGUCUGUGUAGUUGUCUUUCUUCAGAGGAAGAUUUUUCACAUUUCUGGGAUUUUCUUGCUUUUAGGGUGGUAAGAUUCCUUUCUUUUUUCCCCCUUUCUCCUAAAAUCGAUGCAGGUGAGGGUGGGUGGGUAAGGGGUGUUGUUUUUUUAACUAGCAUGUUAGUUAUACUUGGGUGGGCGGGAGGGUUGUGAAACUGAAUCUUGCUUAAUACUGUCCAUUAGCUCUCAUGCCGGGUCAGCAAAAUGCUUUAAUUUUUAACUAUAGAACAUAUGACUCAGUUGAGUCUUUUUGUCUUUUUUUUUUUUUUUUUUUUUUAAGUAAACACAGAAUUGGGGGAAUUAGCCUGGGCAUGUAGCCCUAUGUUAGAAUGACUAAGUUAAACCUCUUAAUUUGUAUUUGUCCAAGGCAGACAUGAUAUAAGGAAUAUGCACUACCGUAGUAACUCCCCUGGCUGCAGAAACCACACUGCAAGCCUGUCCGGGGUGGGGUGCUGACUGCCGUUUGCCGCUUUGAAAUGGGCAUUGCCGUGGUAAUGUGAAUGCCAUCAAUUCAGUAGAUGGGUGGGGAAAUGAAGAUUUCCCCCCAAAUCUUUAGGCAAAAGUAAGUUUUUGGUUGGUUUUGGGUUCCCCCCCCCCCCUUGGCUUUCACAUUUUAAAUCUUAAAUGUUACUGUUGCAGGCCGCAGGCAUGACAGGCAAUGAGCAGGUGAAGAACCAAUGGAAAAGUAUUCAGAAACUUCUGUGUGAGCUAACAGGCUUCUGAAUGUAUCGCUGUGGUCCACAGAGAAGGCUGGAGAAAGUAGCAAGGAGAUGCUGUAUCAGCUACUACAGCCUUAAAACAAAGUUGGUGUCUCUUUGGACUUUAAAAUUGUUCCUAUGCAGCUUAUUUUAUUUUUGUUUAAUCAAAUAAACAAGAGGGUUUUUCCAUGGC
Piliocolobus tephrosceles (Ugandan red Colobus) is the source of this 8797-nucleotide messenger RNA. It is a transcript of the gene TRIM71, whose product is annotated as tripartite motif containing 71. Gene Ontology annotation, biological process: proteasome-mediated ubiquitin-dependent protein catabolic process; protein polyubiquitination. Bases 169 to 2775 code for a protein of 868 amino acids. The record is from RefSeq and is a predicted model, not a curated record. The transcript is spliced from 4 exons. Gene Ontology annotation, molecular function: protein binding; ubiquitin protein ligase activity; zinc ion binding. Lineage: Eukaryota; Metazoa; Chordata; Mammalia; Primates; Cercopithecidae.